Cylicocyclus nassatus is the source of this 327-nucleotide messenger RNA. NCBI's taxonomy places the organism in Eukaryota, Metazoa, Nematoda, Chromadorea, Rhabditida, Strongylidae. The record is from the annotation of a GenBank genome assembly.
AUGGCUUACGGGACCAUUUUCAUCCAUGUGGUGCAAAUACAUGGUGAGGAAAGGAUCACCAAUGCGGCAGAGAAUUAUCAUGGAAGGUUACGGAAAAUUCUCUUGAAGAAGCACCCACCCUUAGCAUCCCUAUUGCUUGUGUUCAGAAGCGUUACUUCAGUUGCAAAAGCAAAGCUAGCCGGGAUGGAAAGGUACCCUCGCGAAGGGAGAACACUGAGGAAGCGCGAUAGAAUCCGCCAUGAAAAAGUGGAUCGUGCUAUGAACACUUUCGAGGAACUUCGAGCCAGUCCUUACCUAACUACCGUCCAAGUUGGACGUUAUCUGUGA